UUUGGACAGAGCAAACUAUUAUCUGAGCUUCCUGAUGUUAAUGUUAAAAUAAUACAUGGAUGAAAUUAAAUCUGGGCUAUGUGUAUGUGGAAAUACCAACACUCUGCGUUUUGUUUUAUCUUGUUUUAAUUCACAGCAAGCAUGUGGUUCUAUCUGGCACUGGCAGUCUUGCUGUACUUUUUAAUACGGUUGUAUCGGGAGACAAAGAUUGUGGAAAACCUCACAGAGAAAUAUGUCUUCAUCACCGGCUGCGACUCUGGUUUUGGGAACAAGCUAGCUAAACAGCUGGAUAUUCAGGGUCUGCAUGUGUUGGCGGCCUGUUUCACCCAGAAAGGGGCAGAAGAGUUGGAGAGACUCACAUCUGAUCGGCUGAAAACCACCAUUUUGGACGUCACCAGCACAGAGAGUGUGGCAGCAGCAACCGAGUGGGUGAAAGAACAUGUUGGGAACAAAGGGCUCUGGGGCUUGGUAAACAAUGCAGGCAUUAUCCAACCUGUUGGCCCCAAUGAAUGGAUGACCAAAGAGGACUUUGAGAAAGUACUGAAUGUCAACCUCCUUGGGCUGAUUGAUGUGACGGUGCACAUGUUGCCUCUGGUGAGGAAGGCCAGGGGAAGGAUUGUCAACGUGGCCAGCAUCCUGGGUCGACUGUCUUUCUAUGGAGGAGGCUACUGUCCCUCUAAGUAUGGGGUGGAGGCUUUUUCUGACUCCCUCAGGCGUGAGCUGCAGCCAUUUGGGGUGAAAGUAGCCAUAAUAGAGCCAGGCUACUUCCUGACAUCCAUGACCAAUGCCCAAUACAACCUUGACUGCUUGGACCUUCAGUGGACCAGCACCCCACAGGAAAUCAAAGACAGCUAUGGCCACACCUAUUUCAACAAUUUUUACAAGUCUUUAAAAGAAAAUCUUAAUUCUCGGUGCAGCACAAACCUCUUCCUGGUCACAGAUUGCAUGGAACAUGCCUUGACGUCCCAGCAUCCACGUACACGCUAUUCUGGGGGCUGGGAUGCCCAGUUCUUCUUUGUUCCUCUCUCUUACUUGCCCACAGCCUUGGCAGACUUGAUCCUCACCUGGUCAUGGCCAAAACCUGCUCAAGCUGUAUAAAGUGGAGCAGAAAAGUUUGGGGGUUAUUUCUUAGAGGGGGAUGGGGCUGAGAGUUAGUUUUUGCCCCUCAUGCUGGAUACCAGAAAAGUGUCUUUAAGUAUGUAGAUACUGAAGCAGGUAUCUUCACUUUUGGAUUUACUUUGUUGUUGUUUUAACCAGAGCUGAAGAUUAUUGAACCGGAGCCAGAUACAACAAACUUGCAUUGAGCGUUUAAGAACUGGGUCUCCCGAAAUACAAGCUGAGCCUAGCAAUUUGUUUUUAGCACCAACUGAAUUGAGCCCACAGUUCUUUCAUAUUGUUGGUGGGGUUGACAUUAUUCCAAAGUUAUACAAUGUAGCCCAAUUAAAGAGGAGUGCUAGGAAAAGAAAAACAAAUUUUUGAACUGUGAAUAUCAGAAUCCCCCCUCUUCUUAGACACAAUCACAGACCUAUAGCUAUCACCACUUGAAUCCCAUUCCCUCUAUUUCUGCAUGUAAUUGAUUAAAAAAAGCUUUCUAUUAAGGUA
Sceloporus undulatus (fence lizard) is the source of this 1602-nucleotide messenger RNA. RefSeq names its product 17-beta-hydroxysteroid dehydrogenase type 6-like. The record is from RefSeq and is a predicted model, not a curated record. Bases 142 to 1098 code for a protein of 318 amino acids. The transcript is spliced from 4 exons. NCBI's taxonomy places the organism in Eukaryota, Metazoa, Chordata, Lepidosauria, Squamata, Phrynosomatidae.